GCGGCCUUGUGGGCAGUGCUCUUAUAUAUACAGGCGCUUGCAGACGUCCACAGAUAGAAGCCCUAGAACCUCUGCAGCAGACUGACUUUGAAUCUUUGUGAUCUACUUGCUUUUACACUUUAAUACUUCUCCUAAAUCUUCAAGAAACUCCUAUAAGUGGAAAAUGCUGCCUGCAACUUUUAAACUGUGUGCUGGCAUCUCCUAUCGGCAUAUGAGGAACAUGACAGGCUUGAGAAGAAACGCCAUGGUGGCCAUUCAUCAUGAGCUGAAAAAACUGGCAGGUCCAGGCCCCAGUAACUGGAUCAGCCAAGUCCGCCGAAGAAGCUCCCUUCUCAGUUCUCGGAUCGAAGAGGAGGGGUACAGUGAGGAGGACAGGUCUUACGUGAAGCAAGGUGAAGAUGCGCUGCAGAAGGCCAUCAGUAUCCUCGGCGAGCAGGACGGUUGGACCAUUGAAACUGAAGCUGCAAAUGGAGACAAAGUCCUAAGCAAGGUGUUGCCUGACAUUGGGAAGGUGUUCAAGCUGGAAGUGAUGUUGGAGCAACCUUCUGACAACCUUUACAAUGAGCUGGUGGGAAAUAUGGAGCACAUGGGGGAGUGGAACCCGAAUGUCAAGCAAGUCAAAAUUCUUCAAAAGAUCGGCCAGGACACAAUGAUUACCCAUGAGGUGUCUGCAGAGACACCUGGCAACGUGGUGGGACCCAGAGACUUCGUGAGCGUACGCUGUGCCAAACGUCGAGGCUCCACCUGCUUCCUGGCUGGGAUGUCCACUCAGUACCCCAAAAUGCCUGAGCAGAGAGGCGUAGUCAGAGCGGAGAACGGGCCUACCUGUAUAGUUAUGAAGCCCUGUGCUGAAGACCCGAAUAAGACCAAGUUUACCUGGUUACUAAGUAUAGAUCUAAAGGGCUGGAUCCCAAAGACAAUCAUAAACAAAGUGCUCUCUCAGACGCAGGUGGACUUUGCCAACCACCUCAGGCAAAGGAUGGCUAAUAAUGUUUCCAUGGAGAUGGCUCAUGCCUGCUGACACAAGACGCCUCUUGAGCUUUGGCACAGUGCGCCAAUGAAAAAUCAUGUAAAUCUGCUUAUAAAUAAUGAAAAGCUAAGAAAAUCCAGACAGUGUUGAAAAAAAUCAGAUGAAGAUUGUGCUUUUUUGAGAUCUGAAACCAAAUGUGUGUUUUUCUCACCUCCAGCAGUAGAAAAUCUACAAUGAGAUGUAACAUUAUUGACAGGAAACUGACACACCAUGUGCUUUGGUUGUUUCUGACCAGGGACGGGCCAAGAAAUUUUGUAGCCCUAGGCUUUUAGCAUCUAAGGCUCCUAUUUGGUCCUUUUAAAACAAAUAAAGAUAACUUUAUGAUGCUUCUUAGAUGACAAAAAUGACAACUUAAGGCUGUUUAAAUCUCUCAGUCACAAAAAGUUUUCAAAGGAAAACAACAAAAAAAAGUCAUCGUACAUGUUUGCCCAGCACCAUGCUGCACAAAAGUCUGGUCCUCAGAUGUAGAUUAAUAUAAACAAGAAGCUAAAACUAGCAACUGAACUCAAAAGACUCCUAAACAUAACAGAUAUGGAACUGUGUCUGUUUUUGAAAAUGUCAGCACUGUCGAGCAUCUUAAAUGCAGUCAGAAUCAGAUUUAAGACAAUUUUUGGUCGAGGCAAUUUUAAGGAAGGAGCAUCCGCAUUUGAUCUGUUUUCAUCAUUUUUACUCUUGAAAUCAGUCUUGUCUCCUGACGUUUUCUCUCAUUCGGCUAUCUUUAGCAACUGGUUGGUACAUUUUGGCACCCUGCUUUCAUGUUUGUAAGAUGCUGGGUAUAUUUUGGCAUCACACAGCCAAAAUUGCAGGAAAAGCUGAGGCGGGCCGACAACAUUUUUGAACAAAUUCAGGCUGUUGAAAGUAUUUAUUUAUCUGUUUAAUUCUGAUUAUAGUAAUAACCCCAUAGCUAUUGCCUUUAAACAUAGAAAUAACAUUAUACUUCUCACUGAGGGCCCAAGCUGGUGAUCCUGUGCUGCAGUCUCUAUAUUCCUACAAAGUUAAGACGCCUUGUUUGGGACACAUUAAUCCACAUCAGUCGGCUCCACUUUGGCAGAAACACCGAGUGCAGCAACAAAUUGUACAUUGUUUCAUUUUGAUAACACUCCAGUUAUUGUCCCUGUCCCUGUUGUGAAAUUGCACUUUUAUUUCACUGUUUUAUUUAUUGAUAUUGCGCAGAUGCAUUGCAUUACAGUGACUGCCAAGUGAAUAAAUCACUGCGGUGAGAUUGAUAUUUAUGUUUUUAUGCUUUUAUUAUGCUGUCGGAAAAGCAGAGAAGCAGUUUGGAGAAUGAUUAGUCUGUUCUUUGUUGGUGCAUGAGAGCUUAAAUAAAAUCCUCAUAAACA
Messenger RNA from Stegastes partitus (bicolor damselfish), 2370 nucleotides. RefSeq names its product steroidogenic acute regulatory protein (gene star). The transcript has 7 exons. Gene Ontology annotation, cellular component: mitochondrion. NCBI's taxonomy places the organism in Eukaryota, Metazoa, Chordata, Actinopteri, Pomacentridae. The record is from RefSeq and is a predicted model, not a curated record. Gene Ontology annotation, biological process: regulation of steroid biosynthetic process; intracellular cholesterol transport; steroid biosynthetic process. The coding region runs from base 164 to 1021 and encodes 285 amino acids. Gene Ontology annotation, molecular function: cholesterol transfer activity; cholesterol binding.